Molecule: messenger RNA, 7183 nt
Organism: Seriola dumerili (greater amberjack)
Lineage: Eukaryota; Metazoa; Chordata; Actinopteri; Carangiformes; Carangidae
Gene: foxo4
Product: forkhead box protein O6-like
Exons: 3
Coding region: 1822-3762 (646 amino acids)
Biological process (GO): regulation of transcription by RNA polymerase II
Cellular component (GO): nucleus
Molecular function (GO): RNA polymerase II cis-regulatory region sequence-specific DNA binding; DNA-binding transcription factor activity, RNA polymerase II-specific
Source: RefSeq, a predicted model, not a curated record
GUCUGUAUUGUUAGGCCUUCUUGAGUGGGAUUUUGAAUGCAGGACUUUUACUUGUACUGUAGUUUGUUUGUUUUUUUACAUUGUUUGAUACUAAAGUAGAAGGUCUGAGUACUUUUUCCAACACUGACCGGUAAUACCUUAAAUGUACUAAGUGUACCUGGGGCUUAGCACACAUUCAUAAACCGUUACAUAAUGCCCCACAACAGGUACAUGUUGACACCCUGAGCUGCUGAUUUGUUUACGCCUGUUCGCUGUCACAUGAAUUACUCGGUUUCCCAGAAGUCCUCUUGGCGCAGGCGCAGAGCGCGUUGCCUGACAGUGGUAAACAGACGUCAGAAGGGAGUCUUCGCCUCGAGUCAAAACAAAACAAAACAAAACAAGUCAAAAAGACACUGAAGGAGUGAAUAUUUGGACAGCAACGACGACAGGAACUUCUACAAAACUCACCACUGAUCAAAAACGGCAACUUGGAGGGAGGUAUGUGAGGGUUUUCGCGGACUUUUUCACGGAUUGUAAACUCUGGAGUAGCAGGAGCUUAACCAGCUAACGUUACGGAGGCUGUCGUGCUGUUUUCAAAGUGCUGCGAGUGGGAGCCGACAGACCUCCGAGGCGACCCAGCUUCACCCAGCACCCGGGGAUCCGCUUCGUAGCUCGUUUAACGAGACUUCGGGCCGACGAUCGGCAGAGCUGCGGGCCGCGGUCGAAGGAGGGUUUUUAUAACCGCUUCUUCGAGCAUCGUGUGCCGCGGCCGGAGUGUGGAGAAACAUGGCAGAUGGUGACAUGCGCCUGGCCGCAAUGUGGCGGACCGUGCAGACCUGAAGCACGGACUUUUCUUCCCACAUUUCUCUCGCCCCCACACUUUUAUCAACUCAAACACUAUUAAGCCGUUACCUAAAUCUAUCCACACUUUAACUUACAGGCCACAGCGUUUCAUUCCGGUUUUUUUUUUUUUUUACUUUUAGACAGUCGAUGAACAAAACCGCUGCUUGGAUAAUCUGCCGUUUUUACACUUUGAUCUACCGGACUGGUUUGUGGCUGUUUGGGGGUAAUUUAGGGAUUUUUUAAAAACUUGGGUGGAGGUAUUUUGUCUUGUGGAGAGCCCAGACAUCACAUUGUUUACAAGUGGAGGCGGACAGGGGCUCUCUUGAGAAGCGCCUUUGUAACCAUAGCCAGCUAAUCCCUGUUUGUAACCUUCAUAGUGUUACAGUAAAAAAAGUAGGUUUGAAUCAAAAAAUGUAUAUUUAAUUUGAUAAAUUUGGUACGAAACAAAACUUUAUAUUGGUUUUUAUCUUAAAUCAUUGCCUGGUUAUACUUUCAGAAACAGUUAAAAGUAUACUUUUGUGACAUUUACUCUUUGACAAAUAUUUAAAUUGAGUGUUUAUUAAGAGGAAUGGCAUUAUUGUAUAUCCAUAUACAUUAAUGAAUUUGUAAUUCAUUUUCAGGCGAGCCUAAACCUCUGUAGAUCCAGAUGUUUUGGUGCUCGUUGCCACUCUGCCACUUUUGUUUUUAUUUCAUUCAAACAAAGGGGCUCUCGUCUCAGCCCUCCUUCAUUCUAUAUAAAUCGGAAGGUUUAUGAUAGUUACUAUUAAGGAGAUUAUUUGGGUUCCCUAAUCUCCAAUCUGAGGAUUAACCGAGGCUAUUGGUGUGUCCAGAUUAUUACGUCUCUUUUCUAGGCCCCUCAGUGGGUGAAGACUUGUUUUUGUGUCAGGAUUUUUUUUUUAACGCAUCAUCCGUUCAAAGUUAGACUAACUUUAAAGUUUAAAGGUAAAUGUUUUAAGUGGUUCCCAUCUCUGUGGUUAAGUGGAAGUUAAGCGGACCGCCAUGGAGGAGUCAUCGGUGCCCCCGAUUGACCCAGAUUUUGAGCCGCAGAGCAGACCCCGCUCUUGCACGUGGCCUCUACCGAGACCCGACAUCUCGGCUGUCAAACCGGAGGGGGGCGAUGGCACCGAAUCCGCCGCCGGUACCCCGCCCGCCGACGAGGAUAAGCCCGAGCCGCAGCAAAUCACGUCCGAGCCUGAGAAGGCUUCGGUGGCGGCCGAGGGCGGGGUCGUGGCCGGCGUGGGCGGAGCCGGUGCGACGCCCCGCAAAGGAUCAUCCAGGCGCAACGCGUGGGGGAACCAGAGCUACGCAGACCUGAUCAGCCAGGCCAUCGAGAACUCACCUGAGAAGAGGCUGACCCUGGCGCAGAUCUACGAGUGGAUGGUGAAAACAGUGCCUUACUUCAGAGACAAAGGAGACAGCAACAGCUCAGCUGGCUGGAAGAAUUCCAUCCGCCACAAUUUAUCACUCCACAACAAGUUCUUGAGGGUACACAAUGAAUCGACAGGAAAGAGCUCCUGGUGGAUGCUCAACCCAGAAGGAGGGAAGACCGGGAAAGCUCCUCGCCGUCGAGCCGCAUCCAUGGACAACAGCAGCAAACUGCUGAAGAGUCGCAUGAGAGCGAAGCAGACCAAGAAGCAGGCAGGAGCGGCCGCCGGAGGGUCACUGCAGGGUGAUGGCAGUACGGGGUCAGCGGGCGCAGACAGCCCUAAUUCGUCCCAGCAGUUUCCCAAAUGGGGGGUCAACAGUAGUAGCCCUUCAUCCCGUGGCAGCCUGGACGACACUGACAUGUGGACCACCUUCCGUCCACGCACAAGUUCCAAUGCCAGCACCCUGAGUGGACGCCUGUCCCCCAUCGCUCCUGGACAGGAGGACGACGACAACCUCCCUGAGGACGGGCUGCUGGGAAGAUACACUGCCAGCAGCUUGACCCCCACCCUCACCGAGACCCUCAUGGAAGAGCUGGAUCUGAUCGAUGGCCUCACGUUGAUGACUGGGCAGCAGGGAGGGGCCAGCCCCAGCACAGCCCCACCGGCACCUCCCACUCCGCUGCCCUCUGCCUCCACCCUGCUGCCUCGAGGCUCCAGCUUCUCUUCCUUCCAUCAGCUGCAACCAUCCAGUCUCCCGCAGGCCCCCACCCACAGUGGGACCCAGGCCUCCAUCUCUCAGUGCGGACCCAGCAGCAAGGAGCCAUCGACCUUCAGCAACUCCCUCUUCAACCCCAUGUCGAGCUCCGGGUCUCGUGGGAGCGGCCACUACAGCACACAUGUGCCCUCCAGCCUGGAAGCGCUGCUCACCUCUGACUCCCCUCCUCCCAGUGAUGUCAUGAUGACCCAGGUGGACCCCCUCAUGCCCAGUCCUGGAGGGGUAGGCCUGAUGGGUUUGGGCACAUCCGUGGUGGGUGUGAGGUCCAAACCCAAUCAGCUGCUGUUGGGUAAAGGGCUGGAGCAGAACACGGUGGCCCCCAUGGCGCUGCAGCCUCAGAUGCAGCCUCAGCAGCACCACCUUCACCAGCAGCAGCAGCAACAGCCACAACAACAACACCAGCAUCACUCUCCGAUGGGGUUGGGGAUGAUCCUCUCAGGUAUGUCUCAGGACCUGUCGCAGCUCUCAGCUCUCAAAGCCCAGCAUGCCACGGUGCCGGCUGUGGGCUCUCAUCACGGAGGGCCCGUCGCCUCAGCCAAUCCGGGUGCAGGUCUGCAGGCGAUGGGUCCGUUUGGAGCUCCGUCCUGCUUCCCCACCGGUCAGGACCGACUGCCCACAGAUUUGGACAUAGACAUGUUCACAGAAAACCUGGAUUGUGACGUGGACUACAUCAUCAACAGUGACCUCAUGGACGGAGACGGCCUUGAUUUCAACUUUGACCCCAUACUGCCUGGAGGCCAAGGUUACACGGGCCCAGCCACCACACAGGGCUCCGCUCACAACUGGGUCCCCAGCUAAUUCCUCAGCUGAACACACAGUUAGCCAGGAAUUGAUCUCCAAUCAAGAUGACCUCACUAUAUUACAAAAUAACCGGUGCAUUCCUCCUCCCUGCUGGCUGAUUUUCAAACACGACACUUCUUUUGGACUUUAAAGACAAAACCAGACCUCACUCAUGUCAUGUGCCAAGGCAUGCAGAGGACAGGGAGGAGAUCCAGGCUACUAUGCACAAUUUUUCUCCCUUUUUAAAAAAAAAAACAAAAAAAAAACAACACUUGCAACAAUUUGGCUGCUAGCCAUUUUUAUCUUUUAAUCCGAACUGAUGAUUUUUUAAGACGUGUGAAAUAAUGUUUUUAGAGUGAAAAGACAAAUCAUGAACUCCCCUCUGCUGGGAGUUUAUAUCACAGUUAUGUUUCACCAGAAUAGCUUUAGGGUCGAUACGGUACCCCUGAUCUCGAUGGCUUUGGUAAUGAAGACUUUUUUGGAGAAAUGGCCAGUUUUUCCAUCGUCACUUGCCUAGCAGGAACUGCCAGACCAAAUGCUGUGUGAUCGUGUGAACGAGGUGUAGCACUCUGCUGCACCAGCACCUCGCCUCAAGAGGGAAAGUUUCAUCGUAGAAGUCGGUAAAAACCUUGAGGGCUGCGAGUGUGUUGUGAAGAGGUAAAAGAUAAAGACUGGACGAUUGGAGGUAUAAAAUGUUAGAUUGAACAUCGGCUACACAUCUUGCCCAAUUGUGUACUUGGACUAUGAUUAUGUGUACGAUAAAAUUUCUCACUUAAGAGAAAAAACCUUAAAAGAUGAUGCUUUUUUUCAGUUAUAUUUGGUGAUUCAGUUAAGAGGGUAUGUAUUUGCAGUUUGGCAUUUUUGACUUCAAUCCAGUGUGUUAUGGUAGAUGUCAGUUAGAUGGUGUUUUUUUUUUUUUUUUUUGUUUUUUUUAAAUCCCUGAUGUGCAGUUAAACUAACAAAAUGAAGAAAUGUGAUUUGUGACAUACACGGGGCAUUCAAGGGUAAAUUUAUUUGCCAACAAGUGAUUGGUUGGCCAAGUAUUAUAUUGUCUUCGACAGCAAUAUGCCUCCACUGUCAGUUGGUCUACCUGAGUUUUUUUUUUUUUUCCUUCCUUCUUUUUUAUUUUCUUCUUCUCUCUCGAGCCUGUGCAUUUUCAAAGCACUUAGGUUUCCUGCGACACAGGGACCCCAAACUAAGAGAAUACAUCCACAUUAGGGUUAUGCCAUUUCAUUAUAAAAGAGUUUAAAUCCUGUAAAAAAAACAAAACAAAAAAAAAAAAACAUGUAAUGUACACGUUGCACAUGUACAUGAUGACACACUAUGCAGAUUUAUCAGGAGAACAAAAUGAAAUCUUGAAGGAAAUUUUAAAAAAUCACUUCUUGAAGGGUUUUGCUAUUUAACAUUUUCCUGAUAUUUUGUCGGGGUGGGGGGGGGUGCUUAAUGUCAGAAUAUCCUCUCACACUUUAAUUAUUCAGUACUAACAUUCAAGAAAUUAAUUCACAGUGUGAGAAGUACAAAAAAGAAUAUAUUUGAUUAUAGUUUUAAUAUACAAUUUAGAUGGAGGUAAUAAAUGAGAUAUUAAUACAUAUGAAUAUAUUACUAAUGACAAGUGAUGUUUUUUUUACAUUGGAGGAAGCAUUUUCAGAUAAUUUUUAACGGUAAUUUUCUAUACGUUUAUUUUUGUAAAGGAUGAGAUGCAUGUAGAUUUUUUACAUAACCAAAGGAACACUAAUAUUUGCAUUCGCAUGGCAUUUAGGGAGCGCUUGAGCCUGACACAGUAUCUCAGUGUACAUACGCUUUGCAAAAGACGCCUGUAACAUGAAAUCUGACUUUGAACGAGGCAAAGUGCAUCAAUACUUGACCAUUUUAACUAAAAAUUCCCAAUGAUCUGCCUCAUCAUUUUCUGCAUUAAUUGUGAAUCCAAGUAAAAAAAAAAAAAAAAAAAAAAAAAAAAAAAAUCUGCGCUGAAACGUGGCACGAGGAAAAGAAAAACCUCCGUCUUGCCACUUUCUCAUCUCAAAACGAGACUAAUGCAACCGUUAACCUCUCAGGGUCACUUGGAAGAAAAACAACAGGAAAACAACUCUGCACAGGCGUAAUCACAAAACGUGGCAAUAGCAAAAAAUGUUUAUAUUACACAUUUUUCUCUGUUUCGACAGACUGGAAACCAACACGCCGCAUCUUUGCUUUGUUUUCCUGGAGUCAUUUCUGUCAUGAAAAGAGUUGAUCUCAAAUUUGACUUCCCUUUCUAGAGAAAGUAUUUUAGCUCUCCAGCCAUGUUUAUCAGUGCUAGCCUAUCCUUUGUUUGUUUUGUUUUUUUUUUUGACUGCCAAUAUUUAAAACACUAUAGCAUGAUGUUACUCUGUAGCAGGAUGGACUUAUUUUGUCAUCUUCCCCCCUUAAAAUUCUGUGUUUUGUGUUGUAUGUAAUUAUUUCGUUCAUAAUCGUCAACUUUUUUGUGAUCAGAAAUAACAUCCCAGCAAUUUAAACUCGUAAUAUUCAUCAUUUCACUGUAGAUAUGUGGAUAUGUUAGCUUUUGAUUUAUAUAAAGCACUCUUUUUUUUUUCCACAAAUAUUUUUUUUUAUUUUAUUUUUUUUAUUAAUGGUGCUAGAUGUCAUUUGAGACGUAUCCUGGAGUACGCCAUGAUGCAACGGGUGCAUAUCAGGGCCCUUGAAUCUUUGAAUUUUCUGUAUUCAGCACAAGGAUUUUGAUUUGUUGUUAUGGCAGAAGUUAGCACACAAUCAACUGUCCUUUCCCCUCUUUUUUAUGUAUUUAUAUACAUGAUAAUCCCCCCAACCUGGUCACUUGAAAAGAUCUGGAAACAAAGGACCACCUUGUUAAAACUGCAUGAUUUUCUUAUCAUUUUGAAUCAUAACAUGUAAUUAUCUUAGGAAGUUGUAUGUGCAACAAAGCCCCUGUUCUUCACUAAUGGUAAGGUGUUGGAAAAGUUAUUAACAGUUGAUAGUACAGGCUGCAGCAUGUAAAGGUGGUUGGUUGGUGAGAAUCGGCUGCACCAGGCUUUGAUGUCUCUAGUUUACUUUUGCCGCCUUAAAAAGGGCAGGUGUGGUGUUAUUACUUCCCUUAUAUCUCCCCCUCUAUGUAAUUACAACUAUCUACAUAUUUUUUCUUCAGUUUUCGUUAAGUAGCUGUUAGUCCCUCUAUGUUUGCUUUGAAAUUUAAAAUUGCCCCAUUUGAUACAGUAUUUUAGUAUUCAGCGAGGGUUAUUUUGGGGGUUUUUUUUCCAUGGGGAGGGUGGGGUGGACGGGAAUGAUAAAUUGUGCAUAAGCCAAUUGUGUUUAUGAUUUUUGAUUAAUGUCGAUAGUUUUUCUUAUUCUUCUCCCCCCUUCAGUCUUUUUCUUUACACAUUGUAAAGUCAGCCAGAGAUGACAAACAGUUCUGAACAGCAGAAAUAAAUUCAAUAAACUGUUUAACCCA